GUGACAAAUCGAUUUCAAACAUAACCCCCAUAGAAAUGAAAAAUUGAAUUCGAGUAUUCUAAAUUACUGUAUUAGGAAAAUAUAUCAAAUGCAAUAUUGUAAAAACCUUGAAGUAAUCGAAGAUGUUGUUCUUGACCUUAAUGAGUUAUGCUGCCAUUUGUAUACAGAUAAUUUUUGCUACUGUCGCGAUAGCAUCAGGAUUAUAUUAUUUAGCAGAACUUGUAGAAGAGUAUUCUAGUAUUGCUAAAAAAUGUAUCACUUGGAUUAACAUUGGUGUAACCAGCUUAUUUAUUUUCUUAUGGUUAUUAGAAGACUUCCCUUUAUUGAUGAUACUAUGUGGAAUACUAGCUCAAUUAUCUCACUUUGUAAUACUGAAAAAUUUUCCCUACGUGAAUUUUCUACAGCCAAGCUUCAUUGUAGCCGUCUUGUUCAUAGUGAUAAAUCAUUUGCUAGCAUUUCAGCAUUUUGCUGAUUUGUAUUAUACUUUUUCAGAGGUUUUAGCAUAUUUCACAUUAUGCUUAUGGUUAGUGCCUUUUUCUCUAUUUGUUUCAUUGUCGGCAAAUGACAAUGUGCUACCCAUGACCAACGAUAAAACUGAGAGCGACGUAGUUACAAAUUAUUUCUCGAAAAAAGGUAAAAGAUAUGGGCUUCUAACAUUUUUCAACUAUGCCAAAGAGUCUUUGCUUCCAAUAAGGACUAAAAAAGGGUUUUGAUCAAAUCAAUAAUUGAUAAUGACUGAAAAAAAAUUCUGUAAAUAAUGUAAUUGGUGGCAGCAACUCACUGUAAAUAAAUAAUAUUGAAUCUCUUA
This is a messenger RNA of Coccinella septempunctata (seven-spotted ladybird), 808 nucleotides long. Its product is annotated as protein TEX261. The record is from RefSeq and is a predicted model, not a curated record. Gene Ontology annotation, biological process: endoplasmic reticulum to Golgi vesicle-mediated transport. The coding region runs from base 123 to 713 and encodes 196 amino acids. The transcript has 5 exons. Gene Ontology annotation, cellular component: endoplasmic reticulum membrane; COPII-coated ER to Golgi transport vesicle; Golgi membrane. Lineage: Eukaryota; Metazoa; Arthropoda; Insecta; Coleoptera; Coccinellidae. Gene Ontology annotation, molecular function: COPII receptor activity.